Messenger RNA from Scatophagus argus, 723 nucleotides. It is a transcript of the gene sap18, whose product is annotated as Sin3A-associated protein. Gene Ontology annotation, cellular component: nucleus. Lineage: Eukaryota; Metazoa; Chordata; Actinopteri; Scatophagidae. Gene Ontology annotation, molecular function: transcription factor binding; transcription corepressor activity. Gene Ontology annotation, biological process: negative regulation of DNA-templated transcription. Bases 144 to 605 code for a protein of 153 amino acids. The record is from RefSeq and is a predicted model, not a curated record. The transcript has 4 exons.
AUGCAGAUAUCAUAGGUCAAAAGCACACCGGAAACGGAUACAGUUAAGGGUUCAGUUGUUGCUGCAGCUGCGACAAAAAAAAGUCCAAGCAAGGUGGUAAAAAGCACUACCUAACUGUAUUAAUACAUCGGCGAGAAAUAACAAUGGCCCUUGAAUCGCGUAUCACACAGGAAGAAAUCAAGAAGGAACCAGAGAAGCCCAUUGAUCGAGAAAAGACUUGCCCCCUUCUGCUACGAGUAUUUACCACCAACAGUGGCAGACACCACAGAGCAGAUGAAUUUGCCCGUGGCAACGUUCCAUCCAGUGAGCUGCAGAUAUAUACAUGGAUGGACGCUACUCUGAAGGAGCUGACUAGCCUUGUAAAGGAAGUGUAUCCAGAGGCCAGGAAAAAGGGGACCCACUUCAGUUUUAACAUCGUCUACCCUGACCCCAGAGGCAAAGUGUACAGGUUGAAAGAUAUCGGCAGCACCGUGUCCGGCAGGAAGGGCGCAGAUGACUCGAUGACAUUGCAGUCUCAGCGCUUCCAGAUUGGAGACUAUCUGGACAUAGCUAUCACCCCACCCAACAGAGCCCCACCACUUGGCACACGCAUGAGGCCCUUCUGAACGUGCACACACAUACACACACCAACCUUCACUUUUUGUUUAUUUUUUCCAUUGCUUCAUCUUGGAUGGUUUUUGGUUCAUUUUAUAAAAUGUGAUGUGAAAUAAAGAUGUCUUUUUU